This is a messenger RNA of Zeugodacus cucurbitae (melon fly), 1546 nucleotides long. RefSeq names its product larval cuticle protein LCP-30. The transcript has 6 exons. The record is from RefSeq and is a predicted model, not a curated record. Bases 181 to 1398 code for a protein of 405 amino acids. Gene Ontology annotation, cellular component: chitin-based extracellular matrix. NCBI's taxonomy places the organism in Eukaryota, Metazoa, Arthropoda, Insecta, Diptera, Tephritidae. Gene Ontology annotation, molecular function: structural constituent of chitin-based larval cuticle.
UGUACAUUCUGUUUGCCACACAGUAUACAACAAACACUUUGCAAGUGCUGUGUACGGUGUGGCUACUGAGCAUUCCUCUGCUUCAUUGUAACAAGAGUGAUAUCCUUGCAACUGAAUAGCAAAACAUAUAGUGCGCUCCUAGAAGCAUCCUGUUCGUGUGAAAAAAAAUAAAAGUUGAUAAUGAAAAUAAUUAUUAGUUUGUUGAUCACCUUGUUGCUCGAUAUGGCACUGGCGCGACCACAGGGCCCCACAACCGAGCCCAUUCCCAUAAUAAGACAAGAGCAAGAGGUCAAUUUCGAUGGCUCGUACAAGUUUUCAUAUGAGACGGGCAAUGGCAUACAAGCGGAUGAGGAGGGCUACUUGAAGAAUGCGGGCUCCGAAGCUGAGGGACAGUCGGCGCAAGGCUCUUUCUCGUACACCUCACCUGAGGGAGUGCCUAUACGCAUUACCUAUUUGGCCGAUGAGAAUGGUUUCCAACCUCAGGGCGAUCAUUUGCCCACUCCACCACCGAUUCCACCAGCAAUCCAGAAGGCGCUCGCUUACUUGGCCACCGCGCCACCACCGCAGGAUCAGAGCAACUCGUUUGCGGGCAAUCGAAGGGUCGUCAUGAGGUCCAAAGUAACGCUACUCGGCUUGUUCGUUGUAGCUACGUUCGCAGCUAUCGCAAGUGCACAGAACGAUGGACGUUACCGUCCUACGCCCACAGUGCGUCCACGUCUGCGUCCCACCCUCAUUAGUAACCCAAAUAAUGAUGGUCGCUAUCGCGGCGCGAACGAUGGACGCUAUAGCGGUGGAAAUGACGGAAGAUAUGUGCAUCAGGAUGUGCCCUAUGUGCACGACGAUCGCGCUGGUGGACAAUACGAGGGCAACACGGAUCGCUUUGGGCCAGGCGGUGGUGGCGCUGGUUUGUUCGGUGGCCCGGGGCGAGCUGGUACUGGCGGUAGCGGCGCGGGUUUGACAGCGCGAACAGCAACAAUGUCAAGGACAAAAGCAAGGAUUACACCUAGGGCAACUCCUAGGGCAACUCCUAGACCAACACCUAGAACUACGAAGGUAACACCAGCAUUACCGCGUGGUAGUGGAACUGGCGAGGGUGGUGGUGGCUGGCGCGUUCUGCAACUUUUCGAUAAGGAAGAAAAGGAUGGUUAUCAAUAUAUUUAUGAAACAGAGAAUGGCAUUUUGGCUGAAGAAAAUGGACGCAUUGAACAAUUAGCACCGGAAAAGGAAGGUUUGCGUUCGACUGGCUUUUACGAGUACACCGGCGAUGAUGGUCUGCUCUACCGCGUCGAUUAUGUGGCUGACGAUAAUGGUUUUAUGCCACGCGGUGCGCAUAUACCGACGGCACCGCCAUAUGUUGCCAAAUUGUUGGCUUACUUGGCUGCGAAUGCCAAGAAUUAAUUAACUUAAAAUGUUUUUAAAUUAUUUUCAUCUUAUCCGACUCUUUUUCAUAAACAAAUUGCGUUAAAAAUUAAAAUAAAUUCUAUUAAUCAUACGUAAUAUUUUUUAUUAAGAUGGUAAAUACAAAAUAAAUCUUUUCUAAAAUCGA